Ziziphus jujuba (common jujube) is the source of this 3100-nucleotide messenger RNA. Its product is annotated as proline-rich receptor-like protein kinase PERK9. Lineage: Eukaryota; Viridiplantae; Streptophyta; Magnoliopsida; Rosales; Rhamnaceae. Gene Ontology annotation, molecular function: ATP binding; protein kinase activity. The record is from RefSeq and is a predicted model, not a curated record. The coding region runs from base 684 to 3020 and encodes 778 amino acids. The transcript is spliced from 9 exons. Gene Ontology annotation, biological process: protein phosphorylation.
GAUGGUUUUAAUGACUUUUUAAAAUUUUCAACGUUCAAAAAUAUUUAGUUGAGAAAAAAUAUUGUGAUUAUUCUAUUGGGUCGUUUUCACAUUCCUUCGGAUUUGCGACCCCACAAUCCGUGUCCGUGCGGCUUUGUUUGAGCUUCGUCUAUGAUCAGAGAGACAGGCUUCUGGAAAAUCAAGAUUGGCCUGCAACUGUAGAAGAAUCCAAGUUUCGUUAGCCGAUUCGCCGAAGAAGAAAAUAAAGGAAUAGCUAAAAGAGAAGUAACUUGGUGGUGAUCAGAGUUUUAGCUCAAAACGUGCUUGGAGUCAACUGGGGUUGUGUUCAAAACCUAUUUUUUAUUAUCAGAUUCAGUUAUCUUCUAGGAGCUUAUGGGUCUGAGGGGGGUUCUUGGUUUUGCUUCUGGAAGAAAUGCUGUUUUGGAUUGAUUGUUGGAAAAAAAUUUAUGGUUGGUGAUGUUUGACGUUUGGGAAUUUCGUUUUUGUUUGGAGUUUGGAAAUUUGGGUUCUGCGUAAGACUUGAAAUUGGUCGCUGGGUUUUGAUCAAAAUUUUGGCUUCUGUAGGGCUGUUAUCAGAUUUUGCACAAAUAACGUAACAAGUUUCAGACUUGGUAUUUAUGAAAAUCAUGUUCAGAUAUAUACCAAAUUAGGAACAGUCUCUUCUUGCAGUUGGUUGUUGAUAAAUGUCAUCCACAGCACCAUCUCCGAAUUCAUCCCCUUCCGCGGUGCCACCAGCUUCUAUGUCUAGUCCACCACCACCCUCAUCUCCGAAUUCAUCCCCUUCUGCUGUGCCACCAGCUUCUGUGUCUAGUCCACCACCACCUACCUCCAACCCAACUGCUAGUCCACCACCACAGCCCUCCGCUACUCCUCCCCCAACCCCUUCAACAUCAUCCCCAUCAUCAUCUCAGCCCAAUGCGGAUCCACCAGAUUCUUCAAACUCUACUACCCAAUCACCACCGCCUCGAUCCCCUCCUCCUCCAGUUACAUCGUUGCCCCCUCCACCACAACCACCUCCUUCUGGAACUUCACCCCCAUUGGCCCCUAAUUCAUCACCUCCUCCAAAUCCACCUCCUUCUCCCAUUGUUCCACCUCCAUCAAGAACGCCACCUCCAAAUUCUAAUCCACCUGCAAGUCCACCUCCACCACUGUCAUCUAGACCACCAGUGAGCUCACCUCCUCCACCAACAGCAAAACCACCUGCGAAUUCACCUCCACCUCCAUCAUCCAAGCCCCCUGAAACUUCCCCACCACCUCCACCAGCUUCUGUUCCGCCCACAAGUUCUCCUCCACCACCUGCAUCAGUCCCUCCUAGAAAUUCACCUCCACCGCCUCCAGCAUCUGUUCCGCCCACAAAUUCUCCUCCACCACCAGCAUCAGUCCCUCCUAGAAAUUCACCUCCACCACCAGCAUCAUUGCCACCUCGAAGUUCACCUCCACCACCUCCAGCAUCUGUUCCACCCAAAAGUUCUCCUCCACCUCCAGCAUCAACCCCUCCUAAAAAUUCACCUCCUCCACCACCAUCAGUACCUCCCCCUAUUUCUCCUUCACCUCCUAGGCUUACUCCUGAUCCACCUGCUCCCCAGCCAAUACCUUCGCCUACAAAUUCUACACCAGGGUCAUCACCCCCACCUUCCAAAUCACAAUUAGCACCUCCUCCAACUCCAUCAAACAAUUCUACCCCUAAUGCGACGGAGAAUUCAAACUCCACUGGUAAUGGAGGGAUUGGUACUGGAGGUGCUAUAGCAAUUGCUGUAGUGGUAGGCUUAGUGGUGCUUAGCCUUGUUGGAUUAGUUGUCUGGUGUUUCAGAAGGCAAAGGAAAAAGGAAUCCAGACUUGUUGGGUAUAUUAUGCCGUCUCCUCUGGGCUCUUCCCCCAGAUCAGAUUCAUCCCAUGUAAAGACACAUUCUUCAGCUCUCCUUGUAAGAAAUGUUUCUGGCAGCGAUUAUGUGUAUUCUUCAGCAGAGCAAGGGGGGUUAGGCAAUUCAAGGCCAUGGUUUAGUUUUGAAGAACUAGCGAAGGCCACAAAUGGGUUUUCAGCUCAUAAUCUUUUGGGAGAAGGUGGAUUUGGCUCUGUUUACAGAGGAUGCCUGCCUGACGGGAGAGAAAUUGCAGUAAAACAACUGAAAAUUGGUGGUGGUCAGGGUGAGCGAGAAUUCAAAGCUGAAGUUGAGAUUAUUAGCCGCAUACACCAUCGUCAUUUGGUUUCAUUAGUGGGCUACUGUAUUUCUGAGAACCGAAGGCUGCUGGUCUACGAUUAUGUCCCUAAUAAUACACUUUAUUAUCAUCUUCAUGGUGAAGGUCAGCCAGUUCUGGACUGGGCAACACGUGUUAAGAUUGCUGCUGGCUCAGCUCGUGGACUUGCUUAUCUUCAUGAAGACUGCCAUCCUCGGAUUAUUCACAGGGAUAUCAAGUCAUCGAACAUUCUUUUAGAUAACAACUUUGAAGCUCGGGUUUCAGAUUUUGGGUUGGCCAAAUUAGCUCUUGACGCAAAUACACAUAUAACCACACGUGUUAUGGGAACCUUCGGGUAUGUGGCCCCUGAAUAUGCGUCUAGUGGCAAACUGACAGAGAAAUCUGACGUGUACUCAUUUGGAGUGGUACUUCUGGAGCUAAUUACUGGACGAAAGCCUGUGGAUGCAUCCCAGCCCUUGGGAGAUGAGAGUCUAGUGGAAUGGGCUCGACCUUUGUUAAGUCAUGCUCUGGAGAGUGAGGAAUUUGAAGGUCUGGUAGAUCCAAGGCUUGAAAAGAACUUUGUUGAUAGUGAAAUGUUACAAUUGAUUGGCAUUGCUGCUGCUUGUGUCCAACAUUCGUCUACUAAGAGGCCUCGGAUGGGACAGGUUGUUAGAGCAUUCGACGGUUUAGCAACUUCAGAUCUGACCAAUGGAAUGAGAGUUGGGGAAAGUGAGAUGUUUAACUCAGCACAACAGUCUGAAGAAAUUCGAUGGUUUCGAAGAAUGGCAUUUGGUAGUCAAGAUUUCAGUACAGAUUUUUUUAGCCAAGGUAGCUCGAAUGGUUAGUUAACACUGCAUAGUAAAAUAUUUGGUGAGAGAAUUUUAACCCAAAAAAAAAAAAAAAAAAGGAAAACAUAGAAGGAAAA